GAUGAAGCGAGCUUACCCUACAGCGACAGAGCCGGUUGUUAGUCUUGUCUUUUUGAUGAAUCUCAAACCAGCCAAAAAUAAAUAAAAAAUAUUUAUGUACAACUUUUUCAGAAAGUCAAGACUCGGGAGACUUCGCAUAAGCCAAAAUACAAUAACUUGCGUGUAUAAACAGUGGUUUUGGAUGGAAAGGCCAAAGUACACAAAACAGGAGAAGGAGAAGGGUUUUUCUCUAUAGAAAUCCCCGUGAAACCUUUUUCAUUGCUUCAGUGUAAGGACUACAGGACAAGCAACACCAACAUAACAGGACUGCUGCUUUCCUAGAAACUUUGAAAGUCAUGUAUGGACUAUCAAUGGCAGGGACGUUUGCUUCCAAGGACAGGGGCUGCCGGAAAUGCUUGUUUUUGCUGUUCCUGUCGGCAGUUACAGUAUGCCAAGGAAACUCGUGGGACACCGUAAUCCGGGGGGAAAUUGGAAAAACAGUGACUCUUCCUUGCAACCAUACGGCAGUUCAGAAAGAAAGACAGGAAAAUGUGAUGAUAUACUGGCAGACUGACGAUGAUGACGUGGUCCAUGAGUUCAGUAAGGGAAAAGAAGAGUUGCAGCAUCUGGGCGAAGCAUAUAAGAACAGGACAAGAAUAUUUCCAGAUGAGUUGGGAAAAGGGAAUUUCUCUGUACAGAUAGCCCCAGUUAGACACACAGAUGCCAAUAUUUAUAUCUGCUACUUUAAUAACGCCGGAGGCUCCAUGUCAAACCCAUGCAUUAUUAAACUGGAAGUCACAGCAAGUUUUACAGACCCAUUAAUAAACCUAGGCCCUUGCUGGAAAAGUGGGGAACAAGUAGAAAGAAAUGUAAGUUGCAUUUCAAAUGGAGGAUAUCCAAAGCCUCAAGUACAUUGGAGCAUACAGAAUGGAGAAACCCUUGUGCAUCUGCAGGGACAGACGAACUUUACACAGGAUCCUGACAGUGGGCUCUACAUUAUUGACAGUCAGGUGACUGUCAACUUUACUGAAGGGCUUACCAUCAGCUGCUCCAUUGAGAACAAGAAAACAGGAGAGAACAAAACAUCAUCUUUACAAGGCUGUCUAAUCACAGUUCCUCCUGGCUUCCCAGGAAGCAUUUUGGCUGGUGUAGCAGGAGUCGUAAUUGUUUUGGUGAUAGCGGGAUGCAUCAAGGUUUACAGCAAAAGAAACCAAAGAAAUGAACAACAAAAUGCAGCCUCAAGUGAAGUGACAGGAAACCCAAAUACAAGUCAGUUAAAUGCAAUUUCAGGCAAGCAGUCAAGUUGUACUGUUGCAAUACAUGAAUCGGGAGAGGAAGGGAACGAGGAACGACUUCCACUGAACAAAACAGAGAAUAACCAAGUGGACUCAGCGACAUUAAGUACAGGAGUUGACAUGUUUCCUGCAUAAAAUGGACCAAUCUUAUGCUGGUUAGGUGGUAUGGUGUGCUAAGUCAUUAGUCUCGCUGGAGGUGUAAGUUCAAAGUCAGAUCAGAUCAGUGAAUUGACUGGUGAUCGCAGCCUGAUCCCGUGGACAUCACAAAACCACCACACUAUUAGGCCCAGGACUGAAUGGCAGGAGGUGUUCAGGUCAGGACUGGGGUGGACUGGAAACAUUGUGCCACUGUCCUUCCACUUUCAUGAGCACAGCAUUUGCCAAAUAUAGAAGAAAUUAAGGAGAUUAAGUAAGGAUUGGACAUUUCUCUCUACGCAUGAGAGAAGACAAAGCAGAUCACAUGUUUGUCUUUAUACCUGACUGCUGUUCACCUUUCUGGCUGGUGGAUAGUCAUGUCUAUGUAGAACUUUAAGAAAACCACCUGAGGACUGAAAUAAGAGUUUUAAGAUCUAAACAUCUUGAAAAGAGUCUGAGUGGUGCGGUAAAGUCUCUCUGGGCCUUGAUUUUGCAAUUCAUUUAUUAAUUUAUUACCUUCAUGCCAAGACUGUUAGACAGUUAUUAAGGCAGAAAGAGAGGCCACCAAAACCUGCACUCAAUGAUGUACUGUGCAGUCAGUUUUAUCGGUAGAACUUGAUUAAGAAUGACUGCAAGGCUUAAGGUGAUGCAAUGACAGUCUUUAACUUAAUUUAGUUGUGAAAUUGGCAUGACCAAUAACAAUUAAGUAAACAAAACUAGUCAAUACACUGAAGCCUCCAAGCUAUUUUGUUGUUACUGACCAAAUUCUAGUUUCAACUUUUCCACAUUUCUUUUUGGAUUUCCUUCAGAAGUCUGUGGUGAAGUAAUUUACAAUAAUGCCUGACUCCUGGGCUAGUCAUAUUUAUAUUUAAGGUGACCAGACCACUUUUGGAACACUGGUCUCGGUGUCCCCAGAACCUUUGUUUGGACACUCAUUUGGUCCAGUUUUUCCUCCAGAGCAUCAUCGCGCUGGUAACAGAAAUUACAGAAUAUUGUAUUCUCAUGUAGGCUGCUGUGUUUCUACCAUAUCUAACUUAUUACAGUGCAGUAUUACAACACUUGAAUGACCAGUAGCAUUAAAAGUACAGCGCGUGCAAUAGUUUCAGGUCUCCUGGUGCCAAUUUAAUUUCUUUAAACAAUAUUUACAUAUGUGUAAAUAUUAUGUAAAUAA
This is a messenger RNA of Polyodon spathula (Mississippi paddlefish), 2580 nucleotides long. Its product is annotated as CD276 antigen-like. The record is from RefSeq and is a predicted model, not a curated record. The coding region runs from base 336 to 1409 and encodes 357 amino acids. NCBI's taxonomy places the organism in Eukaryota, Metazoa, Chordata, Actinopteri, Acipenseriformes, Polyodontidae. Gene Ontology annotation, biological process: cell surface receptor signaling pathway; cellular response to lipopolysaccharide; T cell costimulation. Gene Ontology annotation, cellular component: external side of plasma membrane. The transcript has 9 exons.